Molecule: messenger RNA, 1390 nt
Organism: Ahaetulla prasina
Lineage: Eukaryota; Metazoa; Chordata; Lepidosauria; Squamata; Colubridae
Product: transmembrane protease serine 11C-like
Exons: 7
Coding region: 1-1179 (392 amino acids)
Biological process (GO): proteolysis
Molecular function (GO): serine-type endopeptidase activity
Source: RefSeq, a predicted model, not a curated record
AUGCUACUCCAAUGGGAGCCCAAAGAUCACUCUCAUGGAAGCCCCAGUGGAGAGAUGACAGACUGGCAGAAGCAAAAAAUGCCUACCAAACUAAGAUCAGACAAGCACAUAAAUCCAAAGCUAAGAAGCUUCACAGUACAGAUUGAGAGUUUGCCUUGUAAAAUGAAGAUAGAUACUGGGUCAUCCCUCACCAUUGUAUCCUCGGUGACUAUCCAGAAGGCAGUGCCAGGAUUUUCUGGGCCCCUGAAAAUAACUGUGGUCAGAGGCACAUUACCAAGCCUGCUCGGCUUGGAUUGGUUUGAGGCCCUGGGCAUGGGAGUAACUGGAAUCAACACUGGAAACGUCCACAAUGACAGUGCGGACAAACUGAUCAGAGAAUUCAAGGUCAUGUUCAAUGGCAGCCUGGAUAUGAAGGGAGAAAUGGCUCAAAGAAUCUUCAGUGACAUCUGUGGGCUUCGAAAUAACAGAUCAUUAGGAUCAUCAAGAAUUACUGGAGGAGUAACAUCUGGAGAAUGGCCAUGGCAAGCCAGUCUCCAGCGAAACAACAUCCAUCGCUGUGGUGCAACAUUGAUCAGCAACACAUGGCUUCUAUCUGCAGCACAUUGCUUCAGAGAAGCAAAAAAUCCACAUAAAUGGACAGUUAGCUUUGGAACCUAUUUAAGACCUGCUCUAAUGAUACGGCUAGUCAAAACAAUUAUAAUUCAUGAAAAAUAUCGGAAUACAGGCCAUGAACAUGAUAUUGCUGUUCUGCAGUUGACUAAAAGUGUAGGGUUUACAAGUGCUAUUCAUCGAAUUUGUCUCCCAGAUUCAAAUGAAAGGAUUCCAUAUAAUAUUGAUGCUGUGGUUACAGGAUGGGGAGCACUUAGUAACGAGGGUGAAACCCCUAAUGUCCUUCAGGAAGCAACAGUAAAACUCAUAGACACCAAAGUCUGCAAUAGAAGGGAAGUGUACAAUGGGGCAAUAAAACCUGGAAUGAUAUGUGCUGGAUAUCUUGAAGGAGGAAUUGAUUCCUGCCAGGGUGACUCCGGGGGUCCACUGAUGACAUUUGAUUCAAGACAAAUGUGGUACCUUGUUGGCAUAGUGAGCUGGGGGGAUGAAUGUGGAAAACCAAAUAAGCCUGGUGUCUACACAAAAGUUACUUACUAUCGAGACUGGAUUACUAAAUAUACUGGGCUUUGAUAUAUUAAAUAUAAAAAGCUGCACGUGUUUGAAGCUGCAUAGAUGACAUCUAGGUAGUACAAAGGACUAUGAUUUUAUAUAAUAGUAUUUGUGUUAUCCCAUAAGUUAUUAAUAAAACUAGCAUGUUUUAAAAAGAAAUAAUGUAUUCUGACUGUUAAACCAAAGCACUAUUGUAAAAUGUGUAUUCUCAAUGAAAAGAUUGUAAAUUUGC